AAAAACAUAACCUUACAAAACUGAACUGAGGCCGAAGCUAUUUUUAUCAGUGAGUGAGCCGGUGUUUUUAAAUAUUGUAAAUAAAUAAAACUUAAGUUAUUCUAACUUUCUCUGAUUUAUCGAAUAAGUUAGUUAGAUUUUAUCAUACGCAUUAAUCUGUAACACAAUUUGAAUUGUUUAGCCCUCUCCUAGGCAAAAAAGCAAGCGAUAACUUAGUGUGAUCUUUGUGAAGUUGUGGCAAAGUAUUUGCCAAUAAUUAUUCAAACGUAACUUAUUUUGUGAUUUGUUUCAACAUGACAUCCUCAGAAGAUAUUCACAAAAUGUUUACUAGCGAUCCAAUACAUUUCAAAUCACUAGUUAAUAAUCUAGUUGAAGUUGAGACAAAAGGCGGUCCAUUAUCUACGGGCAUCUUGUUCACCAUUGAUCCUGUAUCAGAAACGGUUGUUCUUCUUACCCAGACAGGAGAAAGUUUGAAGGUAAAUUUAAUACCCUCACACAAUGUUAAGAACAUCAAGGUCGUCGAGGCUACAAAUGUUGCAAAGAUCCCAGACAAUCUUUUCAAGGAGGACUGGGCCAAACACAUGAGUGAAGAAGAGAUUGAAAAGAAAAGACAUGCUUUGAAAGAUUGGCUGACAAAGAACACAAUUCCAAUUGUUGAGAGUGAUAAACUUUUGAAGCUAGAAGAUGUCUUGACUAUUGAACCACCUUAUGGACCUGACCAAUGCUCGUCUAACAAUGAAAUCGUAUUAAGCAAAAUUCAAGAGUUGAUAAAGUCAAUGCCUGUGUAAAAAAGUAUUAUCACACGAAACCUGAGCAAUAAGAAAAGACUCAUAUUUGAGAAGCUAAUGUUUAAAAGGAAGGUUUAAAAAGUUUUCUGUGAAAUUGUGUUGUGCAAAUAUAUUACAUCUUGGUUUA
Molecule: messenger RNA, 915 nt
Organism: Macrosteles quadrilineatus (aster leafhopper)
Lineage: Eukaryota; Metazoa; Arthropoda; Insecta; Hemiptera; Cicadellidae
Product: gem-associated protein 6-like
Exons: 2
Coding region: 294-788 (164 amino acids)
Biological process (GO): spliceosomal snRNP assembly; spliceosomal complex assembly
Cellular component (GO): nucleus; SMN complex
Source: RefSeq, a predicted model, not a curated record